Molecule: messenger RNA, 3077 nt
Organism: Phlebotomus argentipes
Lineage: Eukaryota; Metazoa; Arthropoda; Insecta; Diptera; Psychodidae
Product: hemicentin-1-like
Exons: 4
Coding region: 90-2996 (968 amino acids)
Biological process (GO): cell-cell adhesion
Cellular component (GO): cell-cell junction
Molecular function (GO): cell adhesion molecule binding; calcium ion binding
Source: RefSeq, a predicted model, not a curated record
UGUCAGUGAUCCACGGCCAAGAUGGCAGCAAUCCGCCGCCACGUCCUGGCCAGGCGAGUCUCGUCAUCAUCUUCGACACCACCUCGUCCAUGGGCGACGAUCUGGAGGAAUUGCGCGCCGGGGCGGCGUUCAUCAUUCGCAAAAUGAUGACCAAAGCCAACAAUCCCAUCUACAAUUAUAUUUUCGUGCCAUUCAAUGAUCCAUACGUUGGCCCAGAACUCGACACGACGAACCCACAAGAGCUGCUCAAUGAACUGGACCGCGUCACGGUUUAUGGCGGAGGAGAUUGUCCCGAAAUGUGCAUCACAGGGAUCAAAUUCGCCCUGGAAAAGUGUCUGCCCAACUCAUUCGUCUACGUCUUCACGGACGCCGAUGCUAAAGACGCUUAUCUGAUGCCCGAUGCGAUGUCACUCCUUCAGGAGAAGAGGACUUCAAUCACAUUCAUUGUUGCUGAUGAUGCUUGUGAGCCAAUCCCGCCCACCUUCGACACUUACUACACUCUGGCAGAUGCCAGCAAUGGACAAGUGUUCAGAAUAAAGUCCAGGGACACAAAUACGAUCCUGGAAAGUGUGGGCGACACGCUGGAUCAAGGACUGCAGAUUCUGAAGUUAAUCAACUCCGAUAAGCCCGCAAGUCACGACAUUCCACUGGAGAUUGACAAGAACCUCAAGGAUUUCAGUGUGAGUGUGUCAGGAUCCGAUCCCAACAUCACAGUCAACAACCCAGACAAUCUGCCGUCGAAGAAAGCCAAAGGACUCGUGAAUCUGCCCAAUGUCAUGACCGUGAAGAUCAUGGAUCCCGAGCCAGGAUUGUGGAAAAUCGGAGCCUCUUCCAGUUCUCCGCAUUCAGUCAAGGUGGUGGGAAUAAGCGACAUCACCUUCCGCUUCGGAUUCACUCUGCACACGCCGCUGACCAUCGAUGAAGCCCUGCCGCGGCCGAUCAGAGGGAAUGACAACAUCUUCUGCAUCAUGCCGUCGGAUCCCUUCGCCAUCCGCACGCUGAACACCGUGAGAUUCUUCAGGGAAGGCCCUGUGAGUCCCUUCGAGUUCAUCCUGCCGCUGGCGCCCAUCAAGAACACCUUCUUGUUCAGCUGUCGUCCCUUUGCGCCGCCGACGGGCGUCUUCAAGAUCGAAGUGAAGGGUGAGGAUUCCGGGGGAAACAGAUUCUCACGGAUCCUCCCAACAGGACUCGACACAACAGACGUGGCGAGGCCGCAGUACUUGGGCAAGAGUCUGGAGCAGAACAUUGAACUGGCGCCAAACACGAGUGUCGAGCUGGACUGCAAAAUGGUGGGGAAUCCCCAGCCAGCAAUCAGAUGGUUCAAAGACGGCGUAGAAAUUGCCGGAGUGACGGAUGAAGUCUUGAGGAUCGAGUACGAGAGUGAGAAGCCCAUCAAUUACAAGUGCGAAGGAACCAACAGCGAAGGAAGCGAGAGUGUCACUUUCAAAGUGAACAAUUCGGAGCCUCCAGAAGUCAUCGAUUGGCUGAUGCGAGUGGCAAAUGACUCAACUGUCAGCGUCCUGGCUGGAGAUCCAGUGACACUCAACUGCCCGGCCAAAGGUGUGCCAGAUCCCACGCAGAAGUGGCAAAAGGACGGCGUGGAAGUCGCCGAAAGUCCUUCAGUGCAGUUGCUGGAAAAUGGGAAAUUCCUCUCAAUUCCACAAGCUAAUGACAGCGAUGCUGGCGUCUAUGAGUGCCUCGUGGAGAAUCCUGCUGGAAAUCUCACGCUCAGAUACACAAUUCAGGUUGAGGAAGCUCCCAAGUUCUCCAGCGAAGCUGAAGCUGAGCACUUUGAUCCUGAACUUGAGAGCUACAUUCAGAAGAUCUCGUCAAUGCCCGGCAAACCCGUGACUCUGAAUUGUCCGAUUGUUGGGAAGCCUCAGCCGGAGAUUUCUUGGUUCCGCGAGGAUCCGACAGAGAUAAUUCCAGAGAGAGUCCAGAUCGAAGGUGCGACUGAGGAUCAACUCACAAUUGAAGCCACAGAAGAUCCGGCAGGAUAUAUUUGCGUGGGAAGCAAUCCUCACGGAACGCUUGAGAAGCAGUUCCAAAUUGCCCCUGAAAGUGUGCCCAAGUUCACAGAUCCCAGCGAGAGGAAGAUAAAAGUGAAGCCUGACGAGGAUUUCACCCUUGACUGUUCAGUAGACUCUGCAGAUUCCAACACAACUGUGAAGUGGUUCAAAGAUGGACAGCCUUUGACUCCUGAUGGAAGCAAACUCGUGGCUUCUGACGAUGGAUUCAGCUUGAAUGUCACUAAAGUCGAUGUUGAUAGCGAUCCUGGACAGUAUUCCUGCACCGUGGAGAACCCUGCCGGGAGUUCUGAGAAGAAGUUCGACGUGGAGAAGGUCGUUCCGUCGCAGUGGUCAACGUGGACGGACUGGACGAGCUGCAAUUGCCGCGCCAAGGUGCAGUUCCGCAACAGAUUCUGCCAGUACAACAACGGCUCCUUGGUGGCGCCCGGCGACAGGAGUCAGUGUCCUGGCGAGGCGGUCCAGAUGCGUCCCUGUGAUGAUGAUUGCGACAGCGAAUGGAUGCCUUUCGGCGACUGGUCGCCGUGCUCUGUGACUUGCGGCGACGGCGUGAAGAUUCGCACGCGACGCUGCCGCGAUCCCAGGACCAAACCCUGCACUGGAGAGGACACAGAACGGGAGCCAUGCAACGAGAUGCCCUGCCCGGAGAACCAGAUGGCCUGCGAGGUGGGAUUCACGAUGAACAACGCCACGGGCGCGUGCGAGGACAUCGACGAGUGCUCUGGAGAAUACUUCAACGACUGCACGAAGAGGCAGAUCUGCGUGAACACGAUGGGAUCGUACGAGUGCCUCUGCCCCGCGGGCUUCGCCACGCACAGAUUCAAGAAGAAGUGUCUGGACAUCAAUGAGUGCACGCGAGGCACUCACGAGUGCUCGCACGAAUGUGUGAACACUAGAGGCGCUUAUGAAUGCCGAUGCCCUAAAGGAAUGAUCUUGGACAGCAACAAGAGGACCUGCAAAGAAGCCUAAUCCCUUUAUCCCUUGUCCAUUAACUCUCUUCUGUGUAAUUUCCACAUUUCUUAUUGUCACGAACUGUGAUUGGAGAUCUUA